AUGAGGUCGACAGCUCAGUUUGCGCUCAAGGCGCUGGCGCUUGUUGCCAUAGUAGGAGCUAUUCCUACGAUUCUUGCCCACGGUCACGACGACGAAGGCGCCACAGAUAUGGAUAUGGAUAUGAACAUGGACAUGAGUAAAGAGGAUCCAAAACCAGACCCAGAAUCCUGUUAUGUUUCGAUUGCGCGAUCCCGGUAUACGCUCCCCGUCCAGUUUCUCUUCCUCGUCACGAACGCGCUCGGCGUCGUACUAGGUAUUACCUACAACGCGAACACACCCGAUCUGUAUCCCAACAAUGCGCAUCACAAGCUUGGAUGGUUGGUCACUUGGGUAGUCAGCGCGCAAGUGUUUAUCAGCCUUGUCGGUCGCGUCGCAGGUGUAAUAGGCGGGAAAGGAGCAGAAGGAGUCGGUAAGGAGGAAGAGCAGGCGUUCAUUCCGGUUUCGACGGAGGCUAUGGCUGAGCACCAACGCAUUAACGAUGCGCUAUACUCUCAUCCAUACCGCCAUUCUAACGAUAGUGGACAAGGCACCGAACCGAAUACCGAGUCUUUGAGAAGUAAUUCCUUGUCAACUGUGGUGGGUCGGGAAUCCCCUAUUGAGAUGAGCGACCGACGAAUCCACUAUGACGAUCUUGAAGAUGUUCACUUUAAGCCCGCAGAAAUGUUAGGUUCAAAGAAGUCCAACUCGUUCAUCACCAGAUUUACCGGCAAGAUUUCCACCAGAGCAUGGAAAGUUUUGAUGUUUGCCUACAACUUUGUCGAUCGUACUAUUCUUAUUCUCGGUUACAUUGCUCUGUGUACUGGUAUCAUCACAUUCGGACGAUUCUUUGAGGGUCACGGUAUUUUCAGCGGCUUAGCUCAUUGGAUCAAGGGUGGCAUAUUUUUCUGGUACGGCAUUUUAACUCUCGGAAGGUGGUCGGGAAGUUUCGGUGAACUGGGUUGGGCAUGGAAUGUCCGUCCGAAACAAAGCUCUCAGAAAUGGAGGCCAACUGCGGAAUUCGUCGAGGGUGCUCUUAUCUUCACUUACGGUUCGACCAACAUCUUUCUAGAGCAUCUUGGUAAUGCCGGUAAAGAAUUUAGCCCUCAGGAUCUAGAGCACAUCUCCAUUACGGUUCUCUUUAUCGGAGGUGGUCUGCUUGCUAUGCUCAUUGAGUCGACGCGGAUUCGGGAACUCUUAAAUACUACAGUGUACGAUGCCGCUCUCUCGCAUCCGAGCCACGCGUACAGUGAUGAGGAACGUGAAGCUUUACAGGCACCAAGGGAAUACGAAUUUUCCGUCAAUCCUAUUCCAGCACUCGUGAUUUUACUUCUUGGUAUCAUGAUGAGUUCACACACGCAGCACAACAUGGUUUCUAGCAUGGUUCACAAGCAGUGGGGCAACCUUUUAACUGGUGCUUCUUUUGCUCGGGGAUUCACAUACAUGCUCGUAUAUCUCAAGCCUCCGCGCUCGAUCCUACCAUCUCGACCUCCAACUGAGCUUAUUACCGCAUUUGGACUCAUUGCAGGUGGUACUAUCUUCAUGGCGAGCGCCAACGAUACUGUUGAGGGAAUGAUUCACUACGACCUAGACGCCAUGUUCUUCUACACCGUUACCAUGGGAUUAGUCGGUCUGAUCAUGGCCUGGGAAGUUAUCCUCCUAGCCCUCAAAGGUUGGGCCGUUCGAAAGGAGUCCAGUCGAUCCCCGAAAUCGUGGGACCUAGCUUCCCGCGUUUAG
Daldinia childiae is the source of this 1713-nucleotide messenger RNA. Its product is annotated as putative membrane protein C3B8.06. Bases 1 to 1713 code for a protein of 570 amino acids. The record is from RefSeq and is a predicted model, not a curated record. Lineage: Eukaryota; Fungi; Ascomycota; Sordariomycetes; Xylariales; Hypoxylaceae. The transcript is spliced from 6 exons.